AUGAUCGGUGGCAACAAGAGGGUUGGAUCCAGAUUUGUUAGUCAGGCCGAGCUCGAUUCGGCGCGCGCUAGCGGUAAUCGUGAUUCGUCCACGGAAGAGUACGAUCCACGAUCAUUGUACGAGCGACUUCAAGCACACAAGCAGGCAAAAGAUGCAAGUAUCGAGGACAAGUUCAAGCUAUCAAAUCAGUUUCGAGGUAUCGACGAUGCAGAGGCCGAGUUCUUAGCAGCCAUCGAGGCGGAUAGAAAGCGAGACGAGCUCGAGAGAAAGAGAAACGAGAGCAAGCAGCUCGAGCUGUUUCGCUUAGCCAAAUCAGCCAGCGUAGCAACAAUCGAUCAAUCCAAGAUCGGCAAGCAUGAGACUUUGCACCAGAACCCGACCAAUGCGGUCCACACCAAGGAGAAUCACGCAAUGCAGCCACCCAAGCAGGCAACACUACCCGAACCACCAACAACCAACAAGAAAAAGCGCAAGCCCAAUUCCUCAGCCUUGCUGGGCGUCGUCAAGAGAAAACCACCCGUCAGUCCGGCUUCCGCUACUGCAUCUGCCAAGCCCACUGCCGCCCCUUCGUCCACAGCAGCACAAGCAGCUCCAAAAGUGACCAUAGCCAACGACCAUUCUGACAAACCGUGA
This is a messenger RNA of Mycosarcoma maydis (corn smut), 633 nucleotides long. RefSeq lists its product as uncharacterized. The transcript has a single exon. Lineage: Eukaryota; Fungi; Basidiomycota; Ustilaginomycetes; Ustilaginales. Gene Ontology annotation, cellular component: nucleus. The record is from RefSeq and is a predicted model, not a curated record. The coding region runs from base 1 to 633 and encodes 210 amino acids.